AUGUCCGAGAACGCCAUCCAGUCGCUGCUGGACAUGGGAAUAACCCGCGAAGUGGCUAUCGAGGCUCUCGCCAAAACCAAUGGCGACGUUGAGAACUCCGUGAACUACAUCUUCUCGGGUGAGCUGCCCCAGCAAGGACCACCUCCGGCGCCCGAGGAGACGCCAGAGGACAGAGAAAAGGAGCCGGAAUCCGAGAGCGAGCUCCCAGAAAAUCCAGAGUUCAUAGAGGAAGCGCCACCGUCGGAAGACGAGGCUACGGACCAGCAGGGAGUCGCGGUGAGCCCUCGCGAGCAGAUAGCCUGCCAGCUGAAGAACAGACCAGAAGACCCGCUCGUGGUUCGGCCCGCGUCCGGAAACGCGCUUUUCGAAAACUAUUUUGCUCUCUUCUGUCUCGCCGUGGGCCUGGGCUUUCCGCACCAUUUCCUCGAGCCAGACUUCCAAGAUCUCACGUACGGCCAAGACUGGUACAAAGGCCAAUUUCUUAAGCCGGCUUACAGAGUCAAGUUUGAAAACAACGACGACGUGAGCAUUGUCCCACAGGAGACGCUGACCAGCCAGGAUAACCUAAUUCUGCAGCCCGAGCUUCUGUGGCAAUUCCAGAAGUUCCUGGCUGUACAAAACUCUCCGCAAUGCCGCAGAAAAUACGUCACCGCGCGAUACCUGACCAAGGUCCUCGAGCCGCAGGUCGUCGAAAAACUCAACAACUCGGAUCACCUGCACGAGGCCCUGCCUUCCUUCAUCAAGAGCUUAGCUAACGAUGUGGAGCUCUGUCCCGGAGCCCACUCUGUCAAGGAGCUUUUCAUCUCCACCGCCUAUUACAAGCCUGUGUCAGAGCCUGAGCCCAUAGAAACCCUAGUAUCUCUGCUGCAUUUCAUGCCAGAAGAGUAUGAUACAAACAUCUACAAAAUGUUCAAUGCGCUUCUGUAUCCCGAUAGUAACGAAGACGCGGAGAUGGACGACAUCCAAAACUCACUGGGCAACCUUGCCCCGAUGAUUACGAUCGUGUUUGAUGAAAUGGACGAAAGCACAGAGCAAGCAACUCUCCCGCAUGGCGUGGAUGUUCCUCUCGAAUUCUACCCACAACUUUACACAGAAGAGGCCAAAAACCUGCUUAUUAAGGAAGUGACAAAGCUUUCCGCAGACUCUCAAACGCAGGCGCGGUCCAUUCUGCGUAACUUGAAUGACCUCAAAAGCUUUCAGGGCAAACAGAUACACUCAUUCCUGAAUAGCGCUUUGGAUUUUAUAACAAAGGACAUGAGCGGGGUAUCGGAGCAGUCGGGAGUCCAAGAGCUCGUUGACUCCCUUCAAGAGGUCAAACAACAGCUGGGGUCUAAAAAGACCGAGAAGAUGGCUCAGUACAAAGCAGUUUCUCACAGGCUCAACAACGAAUUAAACCUUUCUCACCCUGAGCUUGGUAUAAUACAGCGCGCAAAGGACUUGGGCCUUAUUGAUGAACCAUACCUUCUAACUUCCGCGGUCAUAUCUGCUUCCAACUACUUCAUUCGUCAGAAUAAUGGACAAUGGUUUCACGUUGUUGGUAGGAGCAAUAGUGAGCACAUGGAUGUAACAAAAACAGAUGCGUCAACCGUAUCGAGUGCAAUCAGGUUCCACACACGGUGUGCUUCCGAGUCUCCACUUAUGUUUACUUAUUUUAAGCCUAGUGCCAUCGAUACAGAAGCACAAGUCAAAGAAGCUGUUGGGCAUAACAAGGGCGCCAAAUUGUUCGCAGAGCAAGAUCAGAAACAUAUAAACACCCUAAGCGCUCCAGACGAGGAGGACCUUAUUGACCUUUGA
This is a messenger RNA of Lachancea thermotolerans CBS 6340, 1794 nucleotides long. RefSeq names its product Rup1p (gene RUP1). The transcript has a single exon. Gene Ontology annotation, biological process: protein deubiquitination. The record is from RefSeq and is a predicted model, not a curated record. Bases 1 to 1794 code for a protein of 597 amino acids. Gene Ontology annotation, cellular component: nucleus; cytosol. NCBI's taxonomy places the organism in Eukaryota, Fungi, Ascomycota, Saccharomycetes, Saccharomycetales, Saccharomycetaceae. Gene Ontology annotation, molecular function: protein binding.